Messenger RNA from Erigeron canadensis, 1016 nucleotides. Its product is annotated as protein ROS1A-like. The coding region runs from base 27 to 1016 and encodes 329 amino acids. Gene Ontology annotation, molecular function: 4 iron, 4 sulfur cluster binding; DNA demethylase activity; DNA N-glycosylase activity. Lineage: Eukaryota; Viridiplantae; Streptophyta; Magnoliopsida; Asterales; Asteraceae. The record is from RefSeq and is a predicted model, not a curated record. The transcript is spliced from 12 exons. Gene Ontology annotation, biological process: DNA repair.
UCGAAAAGCUUCCUGAUGGAUUUCUCAUGCACCAGCUAGAAGAGUACCCUGUAAUUCAACGUGUUCAAAAGUAUCUCUCACAGAGGAUUUCUACCCUUGAUGUGGACACAUUGCACGAACUUCAUUAUCAAAUGAUUACGUUUGGAAAGGUGUUCUGCACAAAAGAGAAACCAAAUUGCGGCUCGUGUCCACUUAAGGAAGAUUGCAAACAUUAUGCUAGUAAAUUUGGAAGUAAACUCAUUAUGCAAGAAGAUAUGGAAGACAUGUUCCAUGAUCCUAAGGUACCUCCAGUGAUCAAAGAAGGAGAGCUUUUGUCAAAAGCGUGGAACUACAUGAGUGAGAAGAAUAUCCCACUGAACCAAAAUGCUGUUUCCCAAGCAUUGAUUGCAGUAUCUUCUGGAGAAGCAUCAUCAUCCAUUAGUACCCGAAGAUUUGCUGAGAGGUUUAGGACAGAACACAAAGUGUAUGAACUUCCAGAUUCGCACCCACUAGUACAAACGAUGGUAAAAAGAGACCCUGAUGAUGGACUUCCUUACCUUCUUGCUAUAUGGCCACUAGGGGAAACCUUGAAUGCACUGGUUAAGGAGAAAGAAAAAUGUCAUCCAUUGAUAUCAAGUGAUUCACGGGAAGAGGGAGAAGAAAUGGUGUUUGGAACACUUCUGGUUCCAUGUCGGACUGCUACAAGAGGGUCGUUCCCACUUGACGGAACAUUUUUCCAGACCAACGAGGUAUUUGCAGAUGACGAGAGUAGUAGAAACCCACUGGUUUUGCCCACAAAGUCAUUAAUAGAUCUGAAAACAAAGACGCUGCUUUGUGGAACCACGAUAACAGCCAUCUUCAAAGGUAUGUCAAGGCAGAAAAUUAAAGAUUGCUUUUGCAAAGGAUACAUUUGUAUACGAGGUUUCUCCAUGACAACGAGGGCACCAAGACCUCUGCACCAACAAUUCCACCCUACACUUUCCAAGGUAGUAAAAGAUCAACGGGGCAGUAAAAUCACCAAAACGAUAAAACUCUAG